Molecule: messenger RNA, 957 nt
Organism: Babesia microti strain RI
Lineage: Eukaryota; Apicomplexa; Aconoidasida; Piroplasmida; Babesiidae
Product: UDP-N-acetylglucosamine--dolichyl-phosphate N-acetylglucosaminephosphotransferase
Exons: 8
Coding region: 1-957 (318 amino acids)
Biological process (GO): protein N-linked glycosylation; dolichol-linked oligosaccharide biosynthetic process
Cellular component (GO): membrane
Molecular function (GO): UDP-N-acetylglucosamine-dolichyl-phosphate N-acetylglucosaminephosphotransferase activity
Source: RefSeq, a predicted model, not a curated record
AUGUUCUUCUUUGUCUUUAUUCUUAUCUCAUGCACAAUCGCAACCUCUCUUUUUUUACCUUUAUUAUGCACUUACGGUUUUGUGGGCCGAGAUAUCAACAAGAUAGGCUCCCAAACGCUAGUGCCAGAACCAGGUAGUAUACCUGCCUGUUUGAUCUACUUAUUUACACUUUUUUGCUUGUCUGGUGAAAGUAAAGAGCUCAUUGCAAUAUUUAUAUCUCUAACACUAGGUCUAGUGAUUGGGCUACUUGACGAUAUUUACUCAUUUGGUUGGGGUACUAAGGUCGUACUCCCUCUAAUUUGCUGGAUUCCUUCACGAUACUACCUAGCUAGGCCCAAGUUUUUACGUGUAAAUUUGUUAAAUUAUUUUAAUCUAUAUUUACCAAUUAGCGGGCCUGCAAUUGUGAUCUGGGAGGUGGCAAUUGUGUGUCUAUAUACAUUUAUUCCAAAUGCAAUAAAUAUAUAUUCUGGUAUAAACGGACUGGAGGUUGGUCAGUCACUUGUUAUCUGCUUGGCAAUUCACGGAUUCGGAUAUACAGAAUGCAGUCAAGUUGUGCGAUUUUACGCUCUGUACUUUAUCGCAGUAUGUUUGAGUUUGUUAUUAUUCAAUUGGCACCCUGCCAAAAUGUUUGUGGGUGAUACAUUCACCUGUUUCGCCGGUAUCUUCUUUGCCAAUCUCUUCCUCAUAGGCUACAGUUCGCUCAAAUUGAUAAUGUUUUUUAUGCCGCAAAUCGUCAAUUUUUUAGUAUCGGUGCCACAAUUGAUUGGAUUGGUGGCUUGUCCCAGGCAUAGGACUCCGCAUGUUAAAAAUAGUGGUUUGCUAGUGUCUAGCGGUGAUCUUACGCUUGUAAAUUUGGUGCUAAAACUAACUGGUCCAAUAGGGGAGAGGGACUUGGUAGCCCUGUUGUUGGUGGUACAGGGCUUAGUCGCUAUAUGCGCACAUCUAAUUGUACAGUAG